Molecule: messenger RNA, 681 nt
Organism: Danio aesculapii
Lineage: Eukaryota; Metazoa; Chordata; Actinopteri; Cypriniformes; Danionidae
Gene: helt
Product: helt bHLH transcription factor
Exons: 4
Coding region: 13-681 (222 amino acids)
Biological process (GO): regulation of neurogenesis; anterior/posterior pattern specification; regulation of transcription by RNA polymerase II
Cellular component (GO): nucleus
Molecular function (GO): DNA-binding transcription factor activity, RNA polymerase II-specific; RNA polymerase II cis-regulatory region sequence-specific DNA binding; protein dimerization activity
Source: RefSeq, a predicted model, not a curated record
GUUUUUUACGAAAUGAUGGCGUCAAAGAUGAAGGAUCGUAAGAAAACUCCUGUUUCUCACAAAGUCAUCGAGAAAAGAAGAAGAGACAGAAUCAACAGAUGUCUAAACGAACUGGGGAAGACUGUACCUAUGGCAUUGGCUAAACAGAAUUCUGGCAAACUUGAAAAAGCAGAAAUCCUGGAGAUGACGGUGCAGUAUCUGCGCGCGCUCCACUCAGCAGACUUUCCGCGCGGGAGAGAAAAAGGCGAACUGCUGACAGAGUUUGCGAAUUACUUCCACUACGGCUAUCACGAGUGCAUGAAAAACCUCGUUCACUACUUAACCACCGUAGAGCGAAUGGAGACCAAAGACACCAAGUACGCGCGGAUCCUCGCCUUCCUGCAGUCCAAAGUCGUCACUGAGCCCGUGUUUGGCUCGUUAGGCACAAUCUCACCAGACCCCACGGACCUACUGUGCCAGCUGGAGUACCAGAGCCCAAGUCCCACCGAGUCAGUGUUUCAGCAGAGCCCACCCGGACACUUUUCCUGGCACAGCUCGACGCGGAGCCCCACGCUCGCCUACCCAGCGAUGUCUCAGCACAGCGGAUACUUAUCGCCGGUUCAGGGACUCGAUCAUCACUACAUGAACUUCAUCGGCCACAAUGCCUUCAGCUUACACAAUGCACAACACGCUGCUCUGUAA